AUGGCGGCCGAUCCUGCGGCACAGCGUCAGUUCUUGAAAGAUAACGUCGAUGCCGACUUUAUCUUCCUUCUGGAAGAGCAUGGUGUUGACUUAGCGUUGCAGUACGCCAUUGGUCAGCAUUACAAGAGUAUCAGGACAUUUGCUGCAUUUGCCGAUGAUAGGGGGGCGGCUCGGACGGCCAUCACCGCGGACUUCGGCGUUCGAGCUGAGAGUGCUGCAGAUCGUGCUAGGAUGGCGUGUGUCAUCACUUCUUGGGAAGCUUCCAAAUUGAUUCGCGAGGAGGAAGCUAAGCUUCGGGCUGAGGCUAAGGUGUUGGGGGUCCAGAAGCCCCUCGUCUCUUCCGAUCGAGCGGCUAUGCGAGCUGCUUUGGAGGCGGUAAGGGGCUACUCUGUUCCAGAAUCUGAGGAGCCUGCACCUGAGUACCUCGCACACAAGCUUGAGCAGAUUGAGAAUGGCGAGCCCACCGCUAGUUAUCUUGAUGAGGUUAUUUCACGUAAGGAGUCCAACUCUUUGCAGCUUCAGACUUCACUGGACAAUCAGGGCCGCCUUCGUGUUAUGCGCCAGAAGCCCACGGGGAAGCUCCCACAGAACACUGAGGAACUCCGAGCGAAGAUUCGGCUCGAGGCAUCAACAUGGGUGAUGUUGGCCGCGAAGUGUCGCGGUCGUGCCUAUUUGCAGGGAUUGCAGUUGUCACAUUUUGAUCGUUUCUUGGAAUAUCUUCUGGGAGACAAGUGCUACAGCAUGCAAGUCGCAUCGGCGGCUCCCAUGAGUUCUUCUGCACAUGCUGAUCGUCACACUUUGUCUGUGCCCUGGAAUAUCUUGCUUCAGUAUGAAUUCGAGCUUCGUAAAUGGGCCAUCAAGGAGGCACAUCGUUUGAGUGCCCCGCUGGGUGACAAGCUGCAUGAGGCUACCACCAACACCGAGCUCAAGGAGCUGCAUUUUACGUCUCAGGUGGCAUUGUCUCGACGCUCGACCGGCGCCGACCCUCCGCCACCAAAGUGGCCCCGCAAGGGUGACGGCAAGAAGGGAGAAAAGGGCGGUAAAGACAAAGGUGGCAAGGACGGAAAGGGCAAGGCCGAUGGCAAGAUCAAAAUCGGCGAGUCAUGGUUCGAUCUGGUCUCGAAAACACCGGACGGACGUGAGUUGUGUUACGCUUACAACAUCAAGCGUGGGUGUCAGGUCAAGGGAUGUCAGCGAGUUCACGCGGAUGUUCGCGCCUGGCUGGAGGUCCUAUGCACGUCACAGAACAUCAUUUUGGAGAUGUCCGAAGUCGACAUCUGCCGUGACCCAAGUAUGGAUUUGCUGGACUCUGCAGUGGUUGAUCGGUGCUUGCUUCAAGUCCAAAAUUCGGAGUGGGACGUGGUCUUGGUGACUCCGCCCUGCAAUACCUUCUCUCGGGCACGAUGCGUACAGCCGGGUCCUCGGCCACUGAGAUCACGUAUUUACCCUGCGGGUUUUCCUUGGCUUUCAGACUCACAUCGUGCUGCAGCGGAUAAUGGCAAUCAGUUCGUUUCCUUUUCUUUUCAGAUCUGCACGGCUGCCCUUUCGAAUUCUAUUCCUUUUCUGUUGGAGCACCCUGAAGACCUGGGUAUGACAACCACCGGUCACACACCGGCAUCUAUUUGGCAACUUCCAGAAGCUGCUGCACUUUUUACGCACGAGCAGGUCGUGACUUUUGCGAUCUAUCAGUGUCACUACGGAGCCCACACGCCGAAACCCACCAGGUUUCUUUCUUCUAUCGCAGCCACCUUUGGCAUGCGAUUCAUGGGGCCUCCUCGUUUUGAUUCUGCGGACAAGUAUCUGGGGCCUCUGCCCAAGUACUGUGGCCACCGGCAUUCCAAUCGUCUUUUGGGUGCCGCCAACACUGCUGCUGCUGCCGCCUAUCCGCCUGAUUUAUGCAAGGCUAUCGCUUCCUGGACCUUCUCCGUCUUCGAUGGGGGAGGAGGUGCACCCUCGGUGGCUACGGUUCCCGAAUCUGCUCACUGUUUUCAGUUCCCGGCUAGGGAGGUUGAGGUUAAAGUGAGUUCUUCACAAGCGGAACAAAUGGCUGCGGUCUGCUUGGGAAAGGGUAGGAUCGCUCGGGAUCAACUUCUCCGCCUCUCAGAGCUCCUGCCGGAUGAGGAUAGAGUCAGGCAGUCCAGCAGAGAAGUCAGUGGCCAGCGAUCUUUCACGACGGGCGCUUACACCCACCAGGACAAGGUGGGGCUCAGGCGCAACAUUGAUGUUUUCCCUCUGGCAUCGGAGCUGCUGGCACGCCUCGUGUCUUGCGGCUUCCCUGAUUGCGUCUUCACUUCAUUAGCAUUCUUUCGUGACCUUAAGCAGCCCCCCCAUAAGGACACCACGAAUGGUCCAUUCAACAAUUUGUUGCUGGCCUGUUCGGAGUUUUCGGGAGGGGGCCUCUGGGUUCAGUCUGAGGGAGGCCCGGUUUCUCGUUUUAUUAACGGCUCCUGGACCCCUGGACGCAUACUGGAAUGGGACGGGGGCAAGAUUGCCUUCGAUCCCCGGCUACGGCUGGUCUUGGCUGGCUAUACCAUUGCGAAUGACGACCGACUUUCUCCUGCCGACAGGGAUAAACUUGGAUCUAUGCACUUCGAGCUUCCGGGCAAACGUAAGAGGGGAUCGGCUGAUUUCUUGAUCGACACGGAGGAGGUUGCGACGUUACCUGAACAGGACGACAUUCCAUUCAGUGAACUGAAGUCUGGUUGCGAAGGGCCACCGAUGGUGGGGGAUUUCGCUGGGUCCUCGGAUGAGUUCGUCGAUGGGUUUGGUCGCUGCUCUCCUGGUCGGUGGAAGCCAUGCAACCGGGGCACGGCGAUGUCCGCUGAAUCCUUAGACUUUGCGCAGCGCUUGAAAGAGAGGGUCAGGAUGUUCGUCGUGGAGUGUGUUCCGGACUUGGCGAAGUCGACUUUUCGUCUGGCGACGGGACACUGGAACGGGCCGCUCUUUGACCAGGGUCGCUUGGAAGAACUGAGGGAGGACUGGUUCAACAUGCUGCCUGAUCCCAUCCGGACGCUUCGGAUUCUUGGAGACCCAGACUAUCGCAUCAUCGAGGAGGGGAAGUUCUGCUUCGUGAACGGUGUCGAGGUGGGGCACACGGCGCCAUUGGGGCCAGUGCCUCAAGUGUUCCGGAUCCGCAGAAAAGAUCAGAAGUACGAUGAGUCAACUUGGCAGCCGUUGAUGCAGAACUAUCGUGAUGGGGCUGAAGUCGAGAAGGCCUUGGAGGAGGCUUUCACCAAAGAGGAGGCAGAAGGACGCAUGUUCCCGCUUUCUUUGGCGGAGGCGAAAACACGCUUCCCUGGUCCUGCGCUUCGCAUUGCCGCUCAAGCAGUGAUUCCGAAACCUGACCAUGAAUUCCGUGUGGUCCAUGAUGGGACCCACGGGGUUCACGUCAACAAUGAGAUUGUUAUGCUUGACCGUCUUGAAUCGCCUGGACCAAGGGAGAUUUCUUCGAUUCAGAAGCUGGGCAUGGUGGCAGAAGAGAAAGUCCUGUUCGGGCUUGUGGGAGACGUGAAGAAGGCGCACAGGCGAUAUUUGCACCACCCAGAGCAUUGGGGGGUGCUCGCUUGUAGAACGCGGAGCGAUUCAUCAGUCGUAUGGCUUAACCGCACAGGAACUUUCGGAAUUGCUUCGGCGGCCUAUUGGUUCGCCCGCUUGAUUGGUUUGGUGGGCCGCUUGUCUCUCAGAGUUAUGCUUCAGGCUUUUGUUUUCAUGCUUAUUUAUGCAGACGACCUACACCUGCUCAGCGGCGGUUCAGAUCGAUGGCUCAACCUCUGGAUGUCCCUUGCCCUUUUGUGCAUGCAGGGCACACCCUUCUCGGAGAAGAAGUGGCGCGGGGGACUGCAACUUGAUUGGGUCGGUUACUGGAUUGAUUAUGGCCGCUUUAAGCUUGGGAUUUCGGAAAAGAGAUGCCAGUGGAUCAUCCGAUCGAUUGAGGGCAUGGAGGGAGACGGCUGGCUUGUGGACGUUCGCCGUUUUCACGAACUCCAUGGCCGGCUAGGCUUUAUGUCGCAAAUCUUGAUAUGGAUCAGACCCUUCCUCGCGCCGGGCUACGCAUGGCUAGCGGUAGUCAGCAAAGGUGCUGUAUUGGCACUGCCCAACUUGAUCCGCUGCACCCUGCGAUUCAUUCUUGAUCGGCUCCGCGCAGGUUCACGAACGUAUCCUGCGGGGCUGGCGGAUAAGGAUUAUGGGGAACUCUUCAGAACCGACGCCGCUUGCAACUCUGACUCUGUGGUUCUAGGCGGUUGGUUCCUUGUCAGGGGUGUUGUCUGUAAAUCCGCUCCUUGGUUUCAGAUUACGCUUCGUUGCGAGGAAGCCCCUUGGCUCUUCAAGGAAGGUCUUGGGAGCUCCUGGGCCAGUACCUCUGCUGAACUGCUAUCCUCGCUGGUAGCGCUUCAUCUGCUGGAGAGGGAUUUUCCCGAGGUGUUUUCAUGUCCUGGCUCUUUCAGGGCCUGCUUCGCUGGUGGAGCAGACAACAAGUCGGCGGAUGCCAUUUCUGCCAGACUUCUCACGACAAAGGUCCCUGUGAUGUUUGUGCUGAUGGAAUACGCUCACCGCUGCGACUUGGCCGGGGUCAGAUGUCUCUUGAACUGGAGGCCGCGUGAUGCGAAUCAGGAGGCAGAUAGGAUCACGAAGAAUGAUUUCUCAGAUUUCUGUCCGGACCUUCGGGUCACUGUCAGCUGGAGUGAGUUGAACUUCUCAGUGCUUCCGUCUUUACUUCGAUUCGCGAACUUUCAGAGCACUCUGGAGGAUGCGCGUGCCUCUGCUUCUGGCGAAGGACAAUCUCCUUCUCGCAUUCGUUUCGAGAAGAGUCAGUGGGGCUGA
This is a messenger RNA of Symbiodinium sp. CCMP2592, 4821 nucleotides long. The record is from the annotation of a GenBank genome assembly. Lineage: Eukaryota; Dinophyceae; Suessiales; Symbiodiniaceae.